This is a messenger RNA of Chlorella variabilis, 702 nucleotides long. RefSeq lists its product as hypothetical. The record is from RefSeq and is a predicted model, not a curated record. Gene Ontology annotation, molecular function: structural constituent of ribosome. Gene Ontology annotation, biological process: translation; maturation of SSU-rRNA from tricistronic rRNA transcript (SSU-rRNA, 5.8S rRNA, LSU-rRNA). Gene Ontology annotation, cellular component: cytosolic small ribosomal subunit; ribosome. The transcript is spliced from 7 exons. NCBI's taxonomy places the organism in Eukaryota, Viridiplantae, Chlorophyta, Trebouxiophyceae, Chlorellales, Chlorellaceae. The coding region runs from base 1 to 702 and encodes 233 amino acids.
AUGCGCAUCGCCGGGGCGGCAGCAUGCAGCGUGGAACGUGGCGCCUCGCACUGGGGUAUCUCCCGUGAUUCGCUGCACAAGCGCCGCGCCACGGGCGGCAAGCAGAAGCCCUGGCGCAAGAAGCGGAAGUAUGAGCUGGGCCGCCAGCCCGCGAUGACCAAGCUGUCCUCCAACGUGUGCGUGCGCCGCGUGCGCGUGCGUGGCGGCAACUCCAAGUUCCGCGCGUUGCGUCUGGACCACGGCAACUUCUCCUGGGGCUCCGAGGCUGUGACCCGCAAGGUCCGCAUCCUGGAUGUGAGCUACAACGCCUCCAACAACGAGCUGGUGCGCACCCAGACGCUGGUGAAGAGCGCCAUCAUCCAGAUUGACGCCGCGCCCUUCAAGCAGUGGUACCAGCAGCACUACGGCCUGGAGGUGGGGCAGAAGAAGAAGAGCGCCGCCGCCGCCGCCGCCGCCGCCGCCGAGGGCGAGGAGGCCGCCGCGCCGCAGAGCAACCACGUGAAGCGGAAGCUCAAGCAGCGCAACCAGGGCCGCAAGCUGGACCAGCACCUGGACGACCAGUUCGCCACGGGCCGGCUGUACGCCGCCAUCUCCUCGCGCCCGGGCCAGUGCGGCCGCUGCGAUGGCUACAUUCUGGAGGGCCGUGAGCUUGAGUUCUACUUGAAGAAGAUGGCGAAGAAGAAGGGCAAGUCCGCCGCAUAG